AUUUAACAUUGCCAAUAAAUAGUAUGAUAUUCAUAUUUUGCGUUCGACGAGUAUACAACUUGAGAAAUAAUCAUAUGUAUAUGUGUGUACACACAUUCUCUGUUAUUGCAUGAGGUUUUAUAUAUGUUAAAAAAAUUACGUACUUUCGAUUAAUCAAUGAAUAAAUAAGUUUAUGAUUAUAUUGUAAUUUUUAACUACAUACAAAUACGUAUAAAUGCAUUCUUCAUUUUGAUAUAUUGUCACUCAGUAUACUAUUUAUCUAUUUUAUUACUGUACACGUAUGUAUUUGCAUAAAAAUCCAAUUAUGAUGGACUGUGUCAAGAAAGAGCAUCAGACACAGGUGAUGAGUAAAGAACAAUUUUCUCCAAUCAGUAAACUUUCACAGACAAAAUCAAUCCAAGGAAGAAAUUUAACAGGUUCUGCUCGCCAUAUACGAGAUUUAGUUGCAGAUAUUCAUAAGAAUAUACAAAUAUGGAAUUCACUUCAUUUAAAAGGAAUAACAUUAUUGAAUAACAUAACUCAAGCGAAACAGGACGAGUCAUAUUCUGAAAUGUUGCAAGAACAGUGCGAUAAAUUAGAAAUUGUUUGCAAAGAAUUGGACAAUAUUGUGAUAAAUCUGGCUCAAAUUGCACAACAGAUGAAAAUAACAGCUGGUUUUGAAACGGACAAGGAAAAAUUGUUUGCAACAUGGCCAAAUUCAAAAUUUGGACAAGUUGCAGAAUCAAUAUACAGUGCAUAUUCUAAUGAAGCAAAAGCAAAAUGUAAAAUUUUGGAAGAUGUAGCACAUUAUUAUACAGAAUCUUGGAAAAUGUUGUUCCUUGCUAGCUGGGUGCAUCAACCGUUUUUACCAGAAAAUCUAACAACAGUUUUGGAAUCAAUGUUAAUAGAGAGUGGACAUAGGUAAUUAAUUAUUAUUGAUGUAAAUUUUGAAAAUAUCUGUAUGAUUCGCGCUUAUCGCAUUUCGCUGUACACGUUUUUCGCGCAAACAGAAACACAUGAGAUCCCUGAAGACUGUCACAGACGUAAUGAAGAAAAUGGCGGCAGCAUCGUUAAGAUAUACAUAGUUGUACAGUUGGUAAUUCGUAAUUAUGUCUGUUCUCAUUGAAUCGUGCAUUCGAUAUUGUACGAGUGUCAAAUAGUGUCAAAUAUAGUUAUUUAGUGUUCUGUAUAUAAUAAAAUUAUAAAUCUCGUUGCAGUAUAUUUUUUUUUCCUGCAUUUUGUUGCAAAAGUAUAAGUUUAAUACGAAGAAAAAAUUGUAAUGAAGUUGAAAGAGAUAGUACAUAGAAAUAUAUACGAAUGUUAUUCUGA
Frieseomelitta varia is the source of this 1308-nucleotide messenger RNA. RefSeq names its product cyclin-dependent kinase 2-interacting protein-like. The transcript has 5 exons. The record is from RefSeq and is a predicted model, not a curated record. Lineage: Eukaryota; Metazoa; Arthropoda; Insecta; Hymenoptera; Apidae. Bases 281 to 904 code for a protein of 207 amino acids.